AUGGCACCGGAUGGCGAGCUCUCCCGGGCUUUGAAUGGGGAAGGCCCCCCCUCCGGCUCUCCCGCACGACACCCAUCCAUUUCCCUCCAAGCAGCAGCCACCUUGAAUGCCGGCCUGCAACGCGAGUCUCCCGGGGGCUCGCCAAACAGUCCCCUUUCGCCCCGCAACCAGUCUCCCCACACCGACCGCCGUCGUUCACAAGUGCUUAUGAACCUUCAAAUGGCGGACCCCUCGAUGCCCGCACCCGGCGAGAUGGUAUCGGACAGCCAAGGGAGUCAGAACGGUCAGAACGCUAGUAGCCCGGUCCCUAUCGCUGCCUCACCACGCCUAGCCGCUACCAACAGGAUCCCUUAUCACAGCCGCGCCCCUAGCCUUGGGGAGCUUCAUCAGGAGCUAGAGAACGAGCAGGAGUUCCAGGUCAACCGGCUCCUGGCUCAGAUCCGCGAUCUCCAGGCCCAAGUCCAGCGCCAGCAACAACAGAACCCAUCGGCCGUCACCGGUGAUGAGGCCUCCGACCGUUCUGUACCCACGUCCGCGGCGCCCGUGCCCAUUCCUGUGCCCGGUGCGCCGGGUGUGACCUCGUCGCCGCAACCCAUUUAUCCGGGUUCCGGCUCGCUGCCGCGGUCGCCCGUCUUCCCACGGACUUCGUUCGAUAUGGCCCGCGCCGAUUUGCGCCACCGGUCGCGCACCCCGAGCCGCAACGCUUCGCCCCGGAUGCGUUCCACCUCCAUCAGUGCCGACAGCGGCGAGCAGUGGGCUUUGGGUGGCCGAGAUGAUUGUGCCUUCUACCAGGCCGAGGCCCAGAUGCUGGUGCGGGAGAACCAGAUGCUGAGGCAUCGUAUUCGAGAGCUGGAGCGGAAGCUGUUCGAUACACACGGCAGCAACGAUACAUCGGCGAGCCAUGAACCGCCGCAUUCUUCGCGUCUCAACCACUCAGUGUCGGUUUCCGACGACGAUGGGGCCAAAGUAGCCUCUCCUGCUGCCACUGGGGGUCCUUCUGCCAAAAUUGAGUAG
Molecule: messenger RNA, 1014 nt
Organism: Dichotomopilus funicola
Lineage: Eukaryota; Fungi; Ascomycota; Sordariomycetes; Sordariales; Chaetomiaceae
Exons: 4
Coding region: 1-1014 (337 amino acids)
Source: RefSeq, a predicted model, not a curated record